Messenger RNA from Schizophyllum commune H4-8, 1901 nucleotides. RefSeq lists its product as uncharacterized. Gene Ontology annotation, molecular function: ubiquitin binding. The coding region runs from base 12 to 1796 and encodes 594 amino acids. The transcript is spliced from 3 exons. Lineage: Eukaryota; Fungi; Basidiomycota; Agaricomycetes; Agaricales; Schizophyllaceae. The record is from RefSeq and is a predicted model, not a curated record. Gene Ontology annotation, cellular component: endoplasmic reticulum.
CCUGAGCAACCAUGUCCUCCCCCUCUCGGCAAGCCGAAGCGAUCGCCCAGCUGACAGAGGUCACUGGAGGCAGCUGCACGGAUGAAGCCGCACGCGACAUGCUUGAGAGCGUCGACUGGGAUGUCCAGCGCGCUGCCGAGCUCAUCUUCGACGGCGCCGCGCCUCCGCCUCGUCGUCCGGCUCCCAUGCAGCAGUUCGAGGUCGAGGAUCCCCCAUAUGCGACGCAGAAAGCGUCUCCCGCACCUUCAUCAGCCAUAGCACGCGCUCUGGUGUUCCCCUUUCGCAUCCUCCUCUAUCCGCUUCGUGCGUUAGCGGCCAUACUUCUCCCGCGACCCGCGUAUGCUGCACUUGCGUCAACUCUCGCUCGCCUCUCGCCGGCUGCGAUCUUUCUCGGUGUGUCGCACCUACUCUUUGGACCUCCCACGCCGCGGCGCGAUCUUCUACGACAGCUGGAGGAAGACACGGGCGCCAUACCUUAUUCGCGGUGGCUUAGUGGAGGCGACAACGCUACGACGACGGGCGCGGAGGCAGGGCCUGGGCCUACUACAGCGCAACGGCGCGGGGCGCGCUCUCAGCCGCCGUCUGGCGCUGUCCUGCCGGACUUCCAGCCCGUGCCGUACGAUGCACUGCUUGCGCAGGCUUUGACGGAGGCCCGGGUAGCGUGCAUCAUUCUCAUCUCGUCCGAACAUGACGAUGUGCCCGCGUUCAUCAGGUCGACUCUGACGGACCCUGCCUUUGUGAAGGCGUUGCACGACAAUAAUGUAUUGACUUGGAUAGGUGACGCGCGCAUGCGGGACGGCUGGCAAGCAGCGCAGAAGCUGAAUGUAACGACAUACCCGUCUGUUCUCUUCCUCGCACCACAACCGGCCGCUCGCGGCGCGCCCACGCUGCGCAUCCUCUCCCGACAUGCCGGUGCUGCCGCGACAACUCCUACCGCGCUUACCACAUACCUCACCACGACCCUCAUUCCCCGCGUAUCGACGUAUCUCGAGCAGCUUCGCACCAAUCCUGCGUCCGCUGGCCAGCCGGCGGCGCAUGCAGAACUUGCAGCCGCUCGUCGGAUCCGAGCAGAGCAGGACGCUGCGUUCGCAGCGAGCGCUGCACGAGAUCGCGAGCGUAUCGUCAAUGCGAUGAACGCCGAGCGCGAAGCUGCCGAGCGAGCGCAGGCGGAGGCGGCAGCAGCAGCAGCGGCCGAGGAGGAGGCGCGCAGACAGACCGCGGAACGCGCUGCGUGGCGUGCAUGGUCAAGACGGGAGGUGGCAGCGCGCUCACCAGGCGGUGGGCUGCGUGUGGCGUUCCGCCUACCCUCAGGCGCGCGCGCCGUGCAAACCUUCGAUGCGAAGGACACGCUCACCGGCCUCUUCUCCUACAUUGACGCCCAGCUUCUGGAAGAAGACGGUGCUCAGGCCUCCAGCGCUUCGGCUGCCUCGCUGCCGUUACCCUCGACCCGCGAGGAGGCCGAAAAGGCCUUCGACGCGUACCUCGCCACGCAUCCCACGCACUUCCGUUUCACCAUGGCUGUCGCGUACCCGCGCGCGCCGAUUGCGUGGGCGCCGGGUGUAGCGCUAGGCGAUGUGCGUGAGCUGGCGGGAGGGGCGCAGAUUGUCGUCGAACGCGUGUCGGAGAAGCGCUCAGGCAGGGCCUCGGGGGAGACGAGCCGGGCAUCGUUGGCUGGCGGCCAAGCGUCGGCGGCUGGCAGUCGGGUGUCGCUGGAUGCAUCGAGAAAUGGGACGCCGGUGAAUGGGGCGAGCAAUGCGGAUGACGAUGAGUAUCUGACGGAGAGCGAUGAGGAGUAGGGCGGGCGGUGCAGCAUUCGCAUUCAGGACGGUUGAAUUAGAGUGCAAUGUAGUAUUGCACAGCGGUAAUGUAAGGCGUGCAUGCAUAACUGAGCACUGUCGAGC